AUGCCACAACCUUCUACAAAUUGGAGUGCAGUAGUUGGUAACAGGUUGAUAUUUGAACAUCAACAACUGCAGAAUGAGGCACAACAGGCAGAUGCAGAAAUUAUUAUUGAUCGCCUCAACAAUGAUCAACGAAUAGCUUAUGAUGCAAUCACUUCGUCAGUCUUUGAAAAUAAGGGAACUAUUUUCUUUUUGAAUAGAGGUGCCGGAACAUGGAAAACGUUUUUGUACAAUGCGAUUGCAUUGAAGUGUCGCAGCGUUGGCCAAAUUAUUAUUACUGUGGCUUCAUCUGGAAUUGCAUCAUUGUUAUUGGUAGGAGGUUGUACUGCUCAUUCAACAUUUUCCAUUCCGUUUGAUGUAUUGGAAAAUUCAAUUUGUGGAUUUAGUAAGCAAUCAUUACAAGCAGAAUUGUUUAGAGAAACAAAACUUAUAAUCUGGGAUGAAGUUCCUAUGCAGCAUAGACAUUGUGUUGAGGCAGUUGAUUGCACACUUCGGGACACUUGUGAUAGUGAAAAGCCAUUUGGGGGUAUCACUGUUGUUCUUGGUAGAGAUUUUCGACAAAUCUUACCAGUUAUAACCAAAGGAGUCCGUGAGCAAAUUGUGAAUGCAUCAUUAAGACACUCUUUUCUAUGGAAGGAUAUACAUGUUCUGUCUUUAAAUUUGAACAUGCGCUUGAAUCAUGCAAAUCUUGGAAAUGUUAAUUUUGCAAAAUUCUCGAUGUUGACUUACUACAAGCUUAAUCAAGGGAAGAUCCGUGCUGAACUUUACCAAGAUUUGACAGAUAUUGAUCCAAAUGACCUUUAG
This is a messenger RNA of Camellia sinensis, 801 nucleotides long. The record is from RefSeq and is a predicted model, not a curated record. Lineage: Eukaryota; Viridiplantae; Streptophyta; Magnoliopsida; Ericales; Theaceae.